ACGCCUACAAAACCGAAGGGGGUAGGGUGAAAAAAAAAGCUUGUUUGUUGAGGGGCGUGUCCCCUCGGCAGCUCAGUCAGUCGGCCGCCGCGGUCGUGCGCAGUCGUCCCAUCUGUCAAAGUGACAGCCGCGUUCCAAAUUUGAAUUACAAACUGACAUGCAUAAAUCGAUGUUGAAAGUGAGCUGUGUAUCGACUGUAUAAUAAAGACAUUGAGUGAUAUUGACUUGAAUUGAGUUAUCAUGGCUUUUGAAGACCGCUGCAGUCCGAAUCAGGCGAACAGUCCGGGGCCGGUGGCUCGCGUACCGGCUCCGCAUGCGGAGAACUUGGGGUCCUACUGCCAACCUAGUCAGUAUACCUGCACGACUAUUGAACCGAGGUACGAACGCAACACUCCAAUGACUAUCGUCAAGGUCCAACCCAAUUCGCCGCCACCAAGCCCUCAAGAAUACCAGAACUAUUACAGACCCGAAACGCCAGAUGUCAAGCCUGUCAUCAACCAAGAUUUCGACCCGAAAUUGAAUCAAACACAACAACCGACCCUACCCAUCAACUUCUCCAUAAGCAACAUCCUACACCCUGAAUUCGGUUUAAACGCUUUAAGAAAAACGAGCAAGAUCGAAGGACCAAAAUCCGUCGGGCCUAACCAUAGCAUCCUCUACAAACCUUACGAUUUAUCGAAGCAGACUGACUUCCAGAAGUACAGCUUCGACUAUUUAAAGUCUAAAGAGCCUGACUUUAACAGAUUGCCGCCUUUGGGUGGUUUAAGGCAGACUGUUUCGCAAAUUGGGGAAGUGCAAAAGGAGAAAGAAAUUCCGAAGCCGGUUGAGGCUAAGAGGCCAGAUUCAGCCAGUUCCAUAGUAUCGUCAACAUCCAGUGGAGCUCCAUCUACAUGUGGCAGUUCAGAAGCGAAUAACCAAGGAAACUCUACUCUGUGGCCUGCGUGGGUGUACUGCACGAGGUACAGCGACCGACCUAGCUCAGGCCCCAGAAGCCGAAGAAUGAAAAAACGCGAAAUUCCUGAAGAGAAGAGACCGAGAACCGCUUUUAGCGCAGCGCAGCUCGCUAGACUAAAGCACGAGUUCGCGGAGAACCGCUACCUGACCGAGCGGCGGCGGCAAGCUCUCGCCGCGGAGCUCGGUCUGGCUGAAGCCCAGAUCAAGAUCUGGUUCCAGAACAAGCGAGCCAAGAUCAAGAAGGCCUCGGGACAGAGGAACCCGCUAGCCAUGCAGAACCCUCUACAGGGGCUGUACAAUCACAGCACCUCGACCGAGAGCGAUGAGGAGGAGGAGAUUAGUGUUACGUAGGAAGGAGUUCUGUAGUUGGGGAUACUGUAUAGACAACUGCUAACCUUCACUAGUUAGAGAAGCAUCUGGAGAAGAAGAAUAGACAAAUAUAGUUCUAGGAGCUACCUUAGGGAGGCUUGAAACGCGAUCAUAUUUGAAAAAUGAAAAUGGCCAAGGAUUGGAUGGUCUGUUCAAAAUAUCAUAAUUAUUUUUUAAUAAGGCGUCAAGGGUUCUUUUUAUUACAAUUGAUUGUUAAAGAUCAUUAAAAACUGAAAAAUAAAGUUAAAUGUAAUUGACAAUAUACUUAAGCACCAAUUUAGUUUUUGUAAAAGUAGUUUCAUGUAUUAAGGUACUUCCGUUUUUCGUUUUGAUAGAAAAAUAGCUCCUAUAAUUAUGGCAAAUUUUUGCCAACUUGUUUGGCCAGACCGCCAUUAAAAUUAAAAAAAAACCGGCCAAGUGCGAGUCGGACUCGCGCACUGAGGGUUCCGUACUUUUUAGUAUUUGUUGUUAUAGCGGCAACAGAAAUACAUCAUCAGUGAAAAUUUCAACUGUCUAGCUAUCACGGUUCAUGAGAUACAGCCUGGUGACAGAGAGACAGACAGACGGACAGCGGAGUCUUAGUAAUAGGGUCCCGUUUUUACCCUUUGGGUACGGAACCCUAAAAAUGAAGCAGCUCCUCUCAUUAAAGUCAUUUAAAAUAAUGUUUACUAAUAGCUCAAGCUCAAACUUGCGGAGGCUGAUUCUAAAUCCUAACUACAUCAUUAAUAUCAUUAUAUGUUUGUACAAACAUAAAGAAAAUACUUGAUGUAAAUAAAACACCAUUGUUUUACAGUUACAUAAAAUCACUUUAGAAAUAAUUAGUGCUAUCAAAAAUGUUCCUGUAUUUUACAAUUAAAAUAAGAAAAUUAUUUAUUUGUCUUCAUAAUCAUAGCAUUGUGAAUAGUAGGGCUUGUAAUAAUAAAUUAUUAUAGAUAAUAAUAUGCCAUUAUACUGAUAAUUAAUAAGGAUAGAAGCAAAAACGUGGCAUUUCCAUUUUUGGGAAUUUUCAGUUACGAUGUUAUUGCUUUACGCCGAUAUUAAAUUAUAUUUUAGACUUAUACAUAAUCUUGUCUGACUUCUUGUGUAUAUCUUUAAGAAAAACCUUUUAGGUACCUACUUAAUACUUUUAGCUGUCAGUUAUAUUGUAAGUUAGUAUAAAACAACAUGUUUUAUUAAAAAUCGCGAAUACCAGAUUGUGACACUUUUUGCGAAACCAUUUUUUACAAAUUUUGUUUUCAUCUUGCACUGUUUUAUAAUUUUAUAAAACACAAAAUUUCAAUUAAAGAUGCGAUAUCUAACCAAAUAAUUAUAAGAAUAAAUAAAAUUAUAGAAAAUAAAAGUCAAUCAACGCAAGUGACAAAAUGAAAAAAUAAAUAAAAACAUAAAUAAAAAGUUUAAGCGUAGUUUUAGACAUCAUAUUAUUUAUAGUAUUUUUAAGCAUAAGCUACGCUAAAAACUAGCCUAUUUUUAGAUUUGUGUGUCUUUGCCAUUACAAUAUCUUGCCUGUUUUCGUAAAAUCUUAAUAGUUAUUUAAGAUACAAGUGCGAAUUACCUAUUCGCACGUGCAUCGUACAACGUUUUACAGUAUACAAGGCCCUUUAAAUUUUCGACGUAGUUACGUAAUGUGCUUAUUGUAGCUCAGGGUGUCGUAAUGGAGCACCAGUCUUUAUCACUUGUGCCGUUGACUGUACUUUUUAAUUUAAUGAACUUAGUCACAUUUCUUCCAUUUUCGUUUGUAAAUAUUAAUUUUAAAUUAUCUAUUGGAUGUUCGGUCUUGACUGUUUUAGUUUUAAGUGUAAAAAGUAAUAAAUUAUAUCUAUGGUUUUCAAAUUAAA
This is a messenger RNA of Cydia strobilella, 3158 nucleotides long. RefSeq names its product segmentation polarity homeobox protein engrailed-like. The record is from RefSeq and is a predicted model, not a curated record. Gene Ontology annotation, biological process: multicellular organism development; neuron differentiation; regulation of transcription by RNA polymerase II. The transcript is spliced from 4 exons. Gene Ontology annotation, cellular component: nucleus. Gene Ontology annotation, molecular function: RNA polymerase II cis-regulatory region sequence-specific DNA binding; DNA-binding transcription factor activity, RNA polymerase II-specific. NCBI's taxonomy places the organism in Eukaryota, Metazoa, Arthropoda, Insecta, Lepidoptera, Tortricidae. Bases 241 to 1305 code for a protein of 354 amino acids.